Penicillium arizonense is the source of this 414-nucleotide messenger RNA. RefSeq lists its product as uncharacterized. Bases 1 to 414 code for a protein of 137 amino acids. The transcript has 2 exons. The record is from RefSeq and is a predicted model, not a curated record. Lineage: Eukaryota; Fungi; Ascomycota; Eurotiomycetes; Eurotiales; Aspergillaceae.
AUGCCUCCGUUGAAAACGGUGGACGGCAUCAUCGAACCGACAAAUAAGAAGGUCCAGGCCUUGCGCGAGGCCUUCUUUCCCACACCUCUAGAAGCUGAUCUCUCAGACAUUGAGAGCACUCGGAGCCAACCUCAGAAACCGCAUAUUACCUUCCCACCUAUCACGGAGCAAGAACUCACCGAUGCAAUACGCCGAGCGCCUCCGAAUAAGGCUCCGGAGCCGACGGCAUUCCCAAUGAUUAAUGUCUGCAUUCUAGCUGUCUCAAACAGCUACGAAGAAAACGUAUGGCUCAUUGAAAAGGCUCUCGAGAGAGCUAACCAGUGGGCCAAACGUCAGGCAGCAAGUUUUGCACCUAACAAGUUCGAACUAAUCCACUACAGCAACCCACGCGCCGCCAUCGAGCCUACGCCCUAA